Molecule: messenger RNA, 6969 nt
Organism: Acanthopagrus latus (yellowfin seabream)
Lineage: Eukaryota; Metazoa; Chordata; Actinopteri; Spariformes; Sparidae
Gene: stxbp5a
Product: syntaxin binding protein 5a (tomosyn)
Exons: 28
Coding region: 393-3824 (1143 amino acids)
Biological process (GO): regulation of exocytosis; regulation of protein secretion
Cellular component (GO): cytoplasm; SNARE complex; plasma membrane
Molecular function (GO): GTPase activator activity; myosin II binding; syntaxin binding
Source: RefSeq, a predicted model, not a curated record
GCAAGAGCGUCAGCAGCAGCAGCAGCAGCAGCAUCACCGCCACUGCGCUGCGUUUCCGCCUUGGCUGAGCGGCGCACACAAGCCCGAGAGGGGAGGGGAGGGACGCCGAGGAGACGAGCGGAAUCACCGAGACGCAGUGGGGGCACGGCACGGCACUGCACGGAUUCCGAGCGAAUUCUACAAACGACGCGCCAAAGAAUAACAACAACCCCAUCAUCAUCAUCAUCAUCACCAUCAGCAGCAGCAGCAGCAGCAGCAGCACCAGAAGCAGCAGCACCACCACCAAAAAUUAAAAACCGACGCGCCAAGGAGCGAACCUGUGCGGUGCGCGCCCGAUACUUCCAGCAUGGAGACUGCGCUAAAAAACAGGCACUAAAAAUUCUGAGAAAAAAAUGAAGAAGUUCAACAUCAGGAAGGUGCUGGACGGCUUGAAAGAGGUGUCCUCCUCCACCCCGUCCGUCCAAGUGGGGCCACAGGAGAACCAUCUGAUCCAGGAGACCAUCCAGUCCGAGCAUUUCCAGCUGUGCAAGACCGUCCGUCAUGGCUUUCCCUAUCAGCCGUCAUCCAUGGCUUUUGACCCGGUGCAGAAGAUACUGGCCAUCGGGACCCAGAGCGGGGCUCUCAGAUUGUUUGGUCGUCCAGGCGUGGAGUGUUACUGUCAGCAUGAGACUGGAGCGGCCGUCAUCCAGCUACAGUUUCUCAUCAAUGAGGGAGCGCUGGUGAGUGCUCUGGCUGACGACAGUGUCCACCUGUGGAACCUGAGGCAGAAGAGACCCGCCAUCCUCCACUCCCUCAAGUUCAACAGAGAGAGAAUAACGUUCUGCCACCUGCCCUUCCAGAGUAAAUGGUUGUACAUCGGCACAGAACGAGGGAACAUCCACAUCGUCAACGUGGAGUCCUUUACCCUCUCAGGCUACGUCAUCAUGUGGAACAAAGCCAUCGAACUGUCCUCCAAGGCUCACCCCGGACCAGUCGUCCACAUAAGUGACAACCCUAUGGAUGAGGGAAAGCUUAUAAUUGGAUUUGAGUCCGGGAUCGUGGUCCUGUGGGAUCUGAAAUCAAAGAAGGCUGACUAUCGCUACACUUAUGAUGAGGCGAUCCACUCAGUUGCCUGGCAUCACGAGGGCAAGCAGUUCAUUUGCAGUCACUCAGACGGGACUCUGACCAUAUGGAACGUCAGAGGCCAGGGCAAGCCCAUACAGACAAUCACCCCACACGGAAAACAGCCCAAGGAUGGGAAGAAGCCAGAGCCUUGUAAACCCAUUCUCAAAGUGGAGUACAAAACCACUAGAAAUGGGGAACCCUUCAUAAUCCUGUCUGGUGGUCUGUCGUAUGACACGGUGGGCCGGCGGCCUUGUCUGACGGUAAUGCAUGGGAAGAGUACUGCUGUGCUGGAGAUGGACUAUCCUAUAGUAGACUUCCUCACACUCUGUGAAACACCCUACCCAAAUGAUUUUCAGGAACCUUACGCUGUGGUGGUCCUUCUAGAAAAGGAUUUAGUGGUGAUCGACCUUGCACAAAAUGGUUACCCCAUAUUCGAGAACCCCUAUCCUCUGACUAUCCACGAGUCUCCUGUGACCUGCUGCGAGUACUUCGCCGACUGCCCUGUGGACCUCAUACCUGCACUUUACUCUGUUGGAUCGCGGCAGAAACGACAGGGCUACAGCAAAAAGGAAUGGCCUAUUAGUGGUGGGAACUGGGGUCAAGGCACACAGAGCUACCCAGAGAUCAUCAUCACUGGGCAUGCUGAUGGAACUGUGAAGUUCUGGGAUGCCUCUGCAAUAAUGCUCCAGGUGCUCUAUAAGCUCAAAACAGCCAAGGUGUUUGACAGAAACCGGUCCAAGGAGGACAAGGGCAGCACCGAGACGUCCGACGACGACCCCUUUGCUAUUCAGAUCAUGGCCUGGUGCCCUGAGAGCCGGAUGCUGUGUGUGGCCGGGGUGUCAGCCAACGUUAUCAUCUACCGCUUCAGCAAGCUGGAAGUAACUACUGAGGUGGUGCAGCUACUAGAGGUGCGAAUGCAGUACGAGCUCAACGACAUGGAGUCUCCAGAAGGCGGGGGUGGAGGGGGAGAACACUCGUCGGCGCACCCCACUCCCGGCGCCUCCCCUCAGACGAGUGGCCCGCCUUCGCACCCCUCCACCAGCAGCAACAACUCUGACGGAGGCAACAUACCCUGCCUCAAAGUGCGCAGCACUCCCCUGAAGCAGUCUCCCGGUUACCAGGUAGAUUUGGUGGUCCAGUUAGUGUGGGUGAGCGGAGAGCCUCCUCAGCAGAUCACAAGUCUCGCGCUCAAUUCCUCCUACGGCCUUGUGGUGUUUGGCAACAGUAAUGGUCUGGCGGUGGUGGACUACGUCCAGAAGACGGUGGUGCUCAACUUGGGGACGGUCGAGCUUUACGGCUCCAAUGACCCCUACCAGAGACAGCCCCGCUCGCCAAGAAAGACACGUCAACCCUCUGGAGGUCUGUGCGACAUCAACGAGGGCUCCGCCACAUCGGAGGACCGCUGCAAAUCCCCCACUUCAGUGUUGACGUCAAACAGCAAUCUACAGCAAUUCUACAAUGGAGGUGGUAGAGGAGCAAAGAUGUCACGGAAAUUAAGCUUGCCUACUGAGCUAAAGCCAGACUUGGUCCUCCUGUCUGUAUGCCCGCCGCGGGGUGCCAACCCAUUAGACCACCGAGACAAUUCCUUCAGCCGCUCGCGCUCCUCCAGCGUCACCAGCAUCGACAAGGAGGCCAAGGAGGCCGUCAGCUCCUUCCACUUCAGCGAGAGCUUCGCCCGGAAGGGGGACAGCACCUUGACGCCCUGCCUGUACGUGGGCACCUCCCUGGGCACCGUGCUGGCUCUAGCCAUCACGCUGCCGCCCGCUGGGGAGCAGCGGCAACUGCAGCCGGUCAUCAUUGCGCCUACUGGCAUGUUGGUACGGGUCAAGGGCAGCAUCAUGCGGAUGGCUUUCCUCGACUCGACUGGCGCCCUGGUGCCACACGCGUUUGAGCCGUGGUUUGAGCCCAACGUGACAGCGGAUGGCGAGGAAAGAGAGAAGGUCCGCAAGCGCAGGCCCGUCUCGGUGUCCCCCUCCACCUCCCAGGACCUCAAUGAGAGCCAGUACGCUGUGGUGUGCUCAGAAAAACAGGCCAAAGUCAUCUCCCUCCCCUCCCAGACCUGCAUCUACAAACACAGCAUCACCGAGACCUCCUUCAUCCUGCGAGCGGACGUGGUGCAGAUGAGCCAGGGCGCGUGUGUGGCGUGCUUCUGCGCCAACGGCCACAUCAUGACCCUCAGCGUGCCGGGUCUGAGACCGCUCAUGGAUGUAAAUUACCUGCCUUUGACGGAUAUGCGGAUAGCCAGGACGUUCUGCUUCACCAACCUGGGUCAGGCCAUGUACCUCUGCUCCCCCACUGAGAUCCAGAGGAUCACUUACAGCCAGGACAUCUGCGAAAACCUACAGGAGAUGCUGGGCGAACUUUUCACACCAGUGGAGACACCGGAGGCACCGAACAGAGGGUUCUUCAAAGGUCUCUUCGGGGGCGGAGCACAGUCUCUGGACAGAGAGGAGCUAUUUGGCGAGAUAGCCGCUGGAAAGGCAUCCCGAAGUUUGGCCCAGCACAUCCCAGGCCCCGGUGGCAUCGAGGGAAUGAAGGGGGCCGCCUCCGGUAUAGUCGGAGAUCUGGCGCGCGCCCGGAUAGCGCUGGAUGAGAGAGGCCAGAAACUGGGCGAGCUGGACGAGAGGACGGCUGCCAUGAUGGCCAGCGCGGAUUCCUUUUCCAAACAUGCCCAUGAUAUGAUGCUGAAGUGCAAAGACAAAAAGUGGUACCAGUUCUGAUCAGUGACAGGAGGAAGAGGAGCAGAGCUCCACGGACACAACUGUCACCCUCCAUCAGCUCAUUUGGACUCACCGUGACCCCCACCCAUCCGUCUGUCCGUCCGCUCAUCCAUCCCUACGAGCCUUUCUUCACUGGGAUACCUGGGAUUUUCUUCCCUAGCACAAUGUUGAAUACUGUUCUUACCUCAGUCUUAGGGUGGAACUGAGGAGUAGACAGAGGAGAAGGACAAACCUCAGAGGGAGCAAAUAAAUGGUGUCUCUCUUUUCUUUUCUUUUUUUUUUUAAAUGUCCUCGUCUCUUCGUUUUAUCUCUGUUCAGCCUCUCCUCCGAGGUAGCCGUUAGGCCCACACGCCUGGUGAUUUCUUCAUUCUCAUUUGCCAAAAAAAAAAGAAAAAAAGUCCUUUCACCAUUGUCUCCGCUCAGAGGGGCCUGUCUAGGGGAACGGGAUUCAAAAACCGACAAACACGUCUGAAAAAAGACAAAUACCUAACGAAGAAACAGACUACAAAAAAAAUUAAAGUGUAAAAAAGAAAGGAAAAAGAAUCUAAAUACAUCAUUAUAUAUACAUAAAUCUAAUAAAUGUGCAACGCUGUUAUCCACUUCCGAGUACUAAAGAAAAAGGGAUGGCUCAUCGAUGGAGACAGGGGCGAAGGGGCCCUCCAAAGGAGGCGAACGCUGGAGAGCCCACGGGAAGUGCUGAGACAGUGACGCCUCCUCUAUGCAGAGAGUCGCCGGGAUUUUAAAAAAAAAGCAACUUAUUCUGAUGUACACUGGAUAUUUCACUCUAGACUCUCCUUCUGUGUACUUACAGACUUUCAUAUCGUUACCAACAGUGUGUGCGUGUGUGAGUGUGUGCGGCGUGCGGCGUGCGUGCGUGUGUGUGUGUGUGUGUGUGUGUGUGUGUGUGUGUGUGUGUGUGUUAAUUUCUAUUUUUCUUGCCAUUCCCUCUAUUUGUUAUUCGUUGGGGUUUUUUGCUCUGUCUGUAUUAUUGGAGAAUCUCUUAUUUUUCUAUUGUCGUGAAAGUGGAUGACGUUUGCUUUGUUGAAAAAUAUAAUAUAUAAGUUUUGUGGCUUUUUUUUGUCUGACAAACUCAGAUUAAUUUCUCUGUAUGAAAAGGGCUGGAAUCUAAAAAAAAAAAAAACGGAGGGCAAGGAUAUAAAAGGCAUAUAUCAUUUAGUGCUUGCUGGACACGACGGCACCGGAUUAUACCGACUCUGAAAUCUCAGAAGCAAGUUCGUUUUGUUCUCUUUACCCGAGGACUUCCUUUUUGGCGACCUGUCUAGUGUGACGUUCACAAUUGCCUCGCUCACACUCAGUUGGAGAACUUCCACGGUUUGGCUUUAGUCUGUGAGCAUGACCACCAAGGCCAAUGGGAUCGGUGUUAAAUGCUAAUGCUAAUAGUCGCGCCAGAUUUGUCGGUUCAGGAGUUUUCCGAAUUCCGUGUGAAUAUGAGUAGAAAUGCUAUUCAUGUGUACUCGUAUAUGCAGGAUACCGAAAAUAUGGGUGUAUAAUCCUUUAAAGGCAUACAUUUGACACAUUAUUUCAGUUGUUCGCUGACAGCAUCUAUGAGAACGUUGUCCGUCUUUUGCUGAUAUUUAUUUAUUGAGGCGCGAGAGAUGUUUGGUGUCAGAAAACCUCACUGUCAUUAUUAUUAUUAUUAUUAUUAUUAUUAUUAUUAUUAUUAUUAUUAUUAUUAUUAUCUCGUUUCUAUAUCCAUAUUUGCAGUAAAAGCUCAAAUGUGGUGUGUAUCUCUCUGUCUACCAGGCUUUUAAACCUUUAUUUGUAUAUAAGUAAAUAGUUUGACAAUCUUUAAGACCAACCGGAAAGUAAAUGUCGAGGUUGCCCGAGCAACAACAAGAGGAGAGAGGCCAUAUUUUUUCUGACGCCAAAGAGUUGCUUUAGCUUUUUUCCAUUGCUUUCAUUGUUUUUUGGCACGUCACUCUGUGAGUCAUGUGGAAAAAAACACGGUACGGCUUCACAGACCCGGGGAUCAGGUCUGUUUCGGGAUCAUCGUCAUCUCCAUCGCCGCUUCAUCAUGGUUUCAAGGGAAAUGGAGCAAGUUGCAAUGGAACUCAGCCAUUUUACAGUGCUAUUGUAUAUGUCAUCAAAUGUAACAUUUGGACUAAUGUUUAAUGUUUUAAAGUGGCCUAACUGUUGGUUGAUGAGACCUGAAACCACUCCCGCUACAGGUCGGACACAAACAAUAUAUUUAUGGUAUUCAUCUGUGUGUAUGUGUGUGUGGGGAGAUGUGUGCGUCACUGUGUGCAUCUGUCUGUGUGUCAGAGUGCGUUCAAGUGACAUGAUUUAAAUAUUUUUGAGUUUGUUUUUUAAUAAUUGAUGUCGAUGUCCUAGUCUCACCAGUCAGCAGUCCGUGUCCGGUUACGUGUCCGUCACACUAACUCAAAGCCACCGCUGAUGAAAAAAAAAAAGAAAAAAAGAUAACAAUAAAAGGCUUAAUAACGAGCAUCGGAGGAUGACCUUUAAAAUUUCUGGGUUUCAACUUAACUCACGCAUGUUCAGUAUUUGCACACAUGCUUUGACUUCUCCCUCAGUCUUUUGAGCUUUGACCUCUUGAAGUCUCUCUUUCUCCGGUGAGUCUUCCACUUACUCCGUUGGUCCCCACAGCUACAGAUAUGGCCUUCUUCUGUGUUUAGUUAGUGUCGUAGUGUGGAUGUCGGUAGGCAGAGCCCCCCCCCCCCGGGACUCCGAGGAAAGAUAACUCCUUCUAGCUAGAGGUCAUCCUCAAAAAACCCGUUCAGUGUCUUUCCUUCCGACCCAGCUGUUAUUUGUAUGUUUCUGUUCUUUUUUUCUUUUUUCUUAUACUUGUUUUUCUUUCGUUUCAUAUUAUUUGAGUGAUUUGUUUUCUAAUCCAUACACUACAGUAUGCAGUAUUCCUACCCAAUACAGUCCACACACUCGAGCAGCAAGAGGGAGUCCUGUCUAUCUGCCAUAUGCCAUCUUCUGUCCCGAAAAAUUCAACAAGUUAUCAGUGGGUUGCAGUAUUUUUCUCAUUGUAGCCAAUUUUUCUUGUACAGUUUUAUGCAACUUUCACAUGGAUGUUUAUGACUUUAUCUGCUGCCACAAAAGUUUAGAAAUUCUGUAGAUAGAGAUUACUGUGCAAUGGAAAAUAAAAGUGGAAAAUGUA